GUCGUCGUCUCAUCACCAUCAUCAUCCUCGUCGAUCGUGGUCAUCACCUGUCCAACGCUACAGAAUGCUGCGCCCUACUUUGCCACUCUUCAGCAAAGCUGUGCGACUCCCUCUCAACUCAAAGAAGGCGAAUCGCGACUUCUACAAGGGAACACGUACUGGCAACCCACUCCGUCGAACCCGUAUCGCCCUCAUGUCGCACCAUGGCUCGAGGAUUCAGAGGGAUCCAGCUACAGGCAGGGAAAAGACGUGGACUAUCAUGGGACACAGACUUGAUGAGAGUAGGAUGAUGAGCUUCGUCGUUCCGCCCGGAUUGGAGGGUUGCUCUCUCAAACCCUACGUGCAGCGUGCCUUUUCGCCAGCUGCAGAUGCAGAAGGUGUGCCGCACCUCCGUGGUGGAUAUCCGGCAGUGACCAGGAACAAAGAAGUAGAGGAAGGCGUGGCGCUGGGUGAGGGUGGGUUGGAUGCUGUCAGCUACGAGGAAGCGAGGAGAGUCAUUUGGAACAGGAGGUCAUGAUUAAGCAGCACCGAGGGACAGCAAGUGAUAACAGGAGGAGAGGGACGAGAUAGACAGCCUCAGCGCAUAGGCGCCAUCGCUGGAGGCCACCAGCACCCAUUUGUACUAUACAAUUCGCGACGCAUCGAUGUGGAACAUCUUUGCUUCACACAAGAAAUCAGCCUACCCUGUAAUCUUUGUCUGUCGUAUGCGAAGCCAAGGCCCCGUCAUGGAAGUGGAGCUA
Jaminaea rosea is the source of this 740-nucleotide messenger RNA. RefSeq lists its product as hypothetical. The coding region runs from base 65 to 517 and encodes 150 amino acids. The record is from RefSeq and is a predicted model, not a curated record. Gene Ontology annotation, cellular component: mitochondrial large ribosomal subunit. Gene Ontology annotation, molecular function: structural constituent of ribosome. Lineage: Eukaryota; Fungi; Basidiomycota; Exobasidiomycetes; Microstromatales. The transcript has 2 exons.